Molecule: messenger RNA, 552 nt
Organism: Sphenostylis stenocarpa
Lineage: Eukaryota; Viridiplantae; Streptophyta; Magnoliopsida; Fabales; Fabaceae
Source: the annotation of a GenBank genome assembly
AUGACUCGUCCCUUCAGAUAUUUAGGCGAGAGCAACUCGUCCAACGACUCACCAGUUGUCGACUCCGACUUCGUCGUCAUCCUCGCCGCUCUCCUCUGCGCUCUCAUCUGCGUCCUCGGCCUCGUCGCCGUAGCGCGCUGUGGCUGUCUGCGCCGCCUCCGCCUCUCCUCCACCCCCACUCCCCAGCCUACUCUCGCCGCUGCCAACAAAGGCGUCAAGAAGAAGGUCCUCCGCUCCCUCCCCAAGCUCACCGCCACCGCCGAAUCUGCCGUCAAAUUCGCCGAUUGUGCGAUCUGCCUCUCGGAGUUCGCCGCCGGAGACGAAAUCCGAGUGCUGCCUCAGUGCGGACAUGGAUUCCACGUCAGCUGCAUCGACGCCUGGCUCAGAUCGCACUCCUCCUGUCCCUCGUGCCGUCAGAUUCUGGUGGUUUCUCGCUGCGACAAGUGCGGCGGGAUCCCGACUCCGGCGAGCUCCAGCUCUGCGCCUCCGCCUCCGGAAUCCGAGGCCAGAAUCAAGGUAAGGGAGGACAACGGCAAUAGGUUCUUGCCUUAG